ACAAAUUUUCAUACAACUGCCUGAAAUACCUGCCGAAGCCAUGGGGCCGUUUGGAGUGAUAAUAGGGAUUUUACAGUACGCGGGACUUUACAUUCAACUUAACGCAGCUCUCAACGACGGUCACGGAGAGGUGGAUAAUCACAUCUCCGGAAACGCUCUCUUCACAGAGGUCCCACACGACAUCAGGACACACAGCGGGGAGGAUGUAGAGAUGGCCUGUUCCUUUCGUGGGGCCGGUUCUCCCUCCUACUCCCUGGAGAUCCAGUGGUGGUACAUCAAGGACCACCAAGACUGGCAGGAGAAGCCCGGUCACAUCAUUAAUAAUGUUGUACCCCAGGAGGAGACGUCCAAAGAUGCCACCAAAAUUAGUGUGGUCAAAGUGGCCGGUAGCAACAUCUCCCACAAACUCCGUCUCUCCAGCGUCAAAACGUCCGACGAGGGCACGUACGAGUGUCGCGUCAUUGACUACAGCGGAACCGUGGUGCAGCGCCACCGGGUUCGGGCCUACCUGCAGGUGGAGUCUGAGAGGAGUCAGGGGUCAGAUGACGUCCAGCUGCAGGAGCCGGGACACCGGUCACAGGGGAGUCACCCCCACCAGACAGAGGGCAGGGAGCUGAAGAAGAGAUCAGCUGGCAGCACCAUUGACUGUAAUGAGAGCUGUGUGCUUUAGAGCGGGCGACCUGCCCGUCCGUCUGCAUGUUCAUGACUUAUCUCUGUAAAGAGGGACGGUCAUCGGCGCGCUAAUCACCACACAGUUGGAUCCUAACCGGGCCCUUUGUGUUUCAUGGUUUGUUUGUCUAUCUUUAAUAUUCUUGUUUGGAUGCCAACACUGUUGAAUGCCAACAGAGGGGAUGAUUUUGCUGACAGUAUCUCUGAUUGCGGGUUGUUUUUUUUUGUUGUUGUUGCUGCUUUGUUCUUUGUGCUUUUUCCUCACGCAUUAAGUUUAUGUUGAUGUGACAGUAAAGCUGUAACAACAAAGCAGAACUUUUGUUUUGUUAUUUUAUCAUGUAUAUUAUAAAUAGCAACCAGCGCAAAGUUAAGCUUCACUGAUGCAGGACAGACUCUUUGCAAUGUGUGAGUUCUUUUUUUUUUUAAAAGCUGCAGUAUUUCAGUGUACAUUUCUAAGAAAUAAAUAAUUAGUCAAGCUUUUUAUUAUUAUUAUUUACUAUCUGAAAACCUUUUAAAGAGUAUCUAUUUCAGUCCUGUAACCUUUGUUUUAAAACUUGAAAAACAGUCUGUAUUUAGCUUUCUAAACCACGACUACAAUGUCUGUCACAAUGCAAAUGUAUGCCUUCAUCCCAUCAAGAUAUAUUCUUAUGUAUAGUCACUCUUUACACUGUAGACUUUUACAUGUCAUCACGUAAAUAAAGCUACUCAGUGCUACUUAACCAAAUGAUACAGCCACCAGUAGUAUGUUAAUAACCCCCAAACCUUUCAUUGAUAUAUUCAUUUUGUCACCCACAGUAUCACUUUUGGUCUAAACGUUCUCAUUUCUUGACUGUGUUUGUUCUUAGUGCUGCUGUUCAGUAUUUGUUAUGUUAAAUACAUUCAUUUGAAAUGA
Stegastes partitus (bicolor damselfish) is the source of this 1561-nucleotide messenger RNA. RefSeq names its product V-set and transmembrane domain-containing protein 2-like protein. The record is from RefSeq and is a predicted model, not a curated record. The transcript has 4 exons. NCBI's taxonomy places the organism in Eukaryota, Metazoa, Chordata, Actinopteri, Pomacentridae. Gene Ontology annotation, cellular component: membrane. The coding region runs from base 41 to 670 and encodes 209 amino acids.